Molecule: messenger RNA, 273 nt
Organism: Ilex paraguariensis (yerba mate)
Lineage: Eukaryota; Viridiplantae; Streptophyta; Magnoliopsida; Aquifoliales; Aquifoliaceae
Source: the annotation of a GenBank genome assembly
AUGAUUUCUCCAGCACCACGAUCGAGUUUAGCGUGGAAACAUUCGAUAGAUGUUGCGGCUGGUGUCAUCAACGCUGACAGAGACCCAAUUAGGGUUAUCCUGUUCAGCCAUUCAGAUGUUGAUUUUGAAGUGAAGGUUGGAGAUAGGGUUGCACAGAUGAUCAUCGAGAAGAUCUUGACCCCUGAAGUUGCUGAAGUUGAUGAUUUCGAUUCAACUGUCAGAGGUGCCGGUGGUAUUGGUUCCACCAGCGUUCAAAAAUUCAUGAAUGAAUGA